Thamnophis sirtalis is the source of this 2239-nucleotide messenger RNA. The record is from RefSeq and is a predicted model, not a curated record. Lineage: Eukaryota; Metazoa; Chordata; Lepidosauria; Squamata; Natricidae.
GCCUGUACCACCAAAGACCAUCCAGUUUACAUGUCUGUCUACAAUAACGGCACCAAGAUGCCUUCACCACAGGAGGCAUCCAAUGGCUUCCCCCAGCCCAGUGCCUCGGGCACUUGGCACAAACCAGAAGAGGAAGUGCGACUGGUAGAAUCUGGCUUGGUGAAGAAGGCACACCGAGAAAUCCUGGACCAUGAGAGGAAACGGCGGGUGGAGCUGAAGUGCAUGGAGCUGCAGGAGAUGAUGGAAGAGCAAGGGUAUUCUGAAGAGGAUAUCCGGCAGAAAGUUGGCACCUUCCGGCAAAUGCUGAUGGAAAAGGAGGGUGUUCUCACCCGUGAAGACCAACACGGACGGCAUAUAGUAAUAGAAAAUCAUCAUAUGGUAGAUGGAGAAGAAUACGCCAUACAAUAUGCAGAAUAUGAAGAAGGUUGCCCAUUGCAGUGUGACUGUGCAGCUGACUGUUACCAAUACGACAGCAGUCACCAAGAAUACAGGCUGAAGAGACAAUCUAGUAGCUCCACCUCUCCACCACCAAAGAAGAAAAAGAAAAAAAAAUCAGGUCACAGGCGAAACCGCAAAAAAAGGAAACCUGGAUCAGAGCAUAGUGGGGGUAGUUCUUCCCCAGUUCGGAAGGAGAAGAAGAAGAAAAGUGGAAAAAAACACCGGAGAGACAGGUCUGGAUCUGGAUCUCAUAAGAAGAGGAGGCACAGGUCCAGAAGUCUCAAGACCAAAAGGAAAGAAAAAAAUAAAGACAGAAAAAGAUCUCACAGUGAACUGUCUCCUCGUCGCUCCCACAGACAUAGCAGCUGUAGUUCUCGGAGCCUUUCCCUUUCCUCGGAAUACAGUGGCUGCAAAUCCACAGGCAGAUUGAGCCCCAAAUACAGAGAGGAUGGUCAAAGGGCCAGCAGCCACAGAUCCAGCCACAGCCCAUCCUCCUCUUGCACUGGCCACAGCCGAUCAGCCACGCCUCAUCAAAAUGGGCACAAGGGCAGUGCCCAGAAUGGCCGCCAUAACCAUGGCGCCCUGUUGGAGAAGAAACAGGAGAAGAGGUUGGGUUCCCUGUCGCCUUCAGCCAAAGGGCACAUAAAGACCGAAACCCUAUCGCUCCACGCCAAAGAAAGCAGGGGAAACAAACAUGGGGCCAAGAUCCCCCGGAGGUCCACAUCCCCAGGGAGAUGCUCUGGAGGAGACAAACCCUCCCACAGGCGCCACACCAGAUCCACAUCAAAACACAAGCGCAAAGGGCGUCGCAGGGCCAAAACCUCUGCAAGCAAGGAAUCAUCCUGGUCGGUCAGCCAUACAGGAUAUAGCAGUGACUCAGAAGGGUCUACCUAUUCACAUCAAUACCACGCAACAACCGGGGCAGAAAAGAACCACAGGGUACAUCUGAAAACGGCAAAAGAGAGGCACCACCGGGGAAGACCACAUAGUUGUUCUCCGACUUCAGCCAAACACUCCAGACACAACUCUGAACGAAGGAGGAGUCUAUCUCGAAGCAGUUCCUGGAGCUCCAGCCGGUCUCCAUCAAAAUCCCGAUCCCGAUCUCGGGAGAAGAGAGCUGGACGCAGCAGGACUCGAUCGGGAUCACAGAAAAAAACAACAAGCAGCAGAGAGAAGGACAAUGAGCCACGAACACGUCAUAGUGACACAGAACCAACCCGUGCCCGACGACGUUCCCGCAGCUACUCCCCCAUCAGAAAGAGAAGGCGUGAUUCUCCAAGUUUCAUGGAGCCUAGAAGAAUCACUAGUGCUCGGAAGCGUCCAAUCCCCUACUAUCGACCCAGCCCUUCCUCUUCCAGCUCACUUACCAGCUACUCCUACAGUCGCAGCCGUAGUCGCAGCUAUGACAGCUACAGCAGCAGCAGGAGCCGGACUCGCACCCAGAGCCGCAGUCCAAGCUACAACAGCCGAAGCAGUUCUGAGAGUACUGGAUUUUGAGCACCCCCUGCCAGCCAUUUUGAGAAAUGAGCUGGUCCAGCUUUCUCUCCAAUCCUGUCUCCAUCCCCUUUUUCCAGGCAUGGCCCAACUUAAUUCCUCCACCAGAGCUUGUCUCUGUCAUUUUUCUGGCCCCUUUAGGGACUCAUCCUGGCAUUCCUGGAGAUGCUAGAUGUGUCCUGUGGGCAAGGGCCUUAUGAAUUUGGGCCUAAACUUUAAGUGGGGAGUCAGAAAUUCUGUAAGUGGGACCCAUGUGCCCCAGGGAAAAUCAUGAAGCUACCUUUGAAAAUGCAGCUCAGCAGAGAGG